GGGUCUGAGGGGGGAGGUGGGGGCUCCUGGGUCUGAGCAAAGAGAAGGGACCUGGAGACCAGGAGUCCUGCUUCCUGAACUCUCUGUCUCUCCGGCCCCAGCACAGGCGGCCCUUCCUCUGUGGCAGCCACAGAGGCUGAGAGAGGGCACAUGGCAGGUCCCCUGCUCCAGCCCCUGCUGCUCCUACUGCUGUCCUUCGCCCUGGGAUCUGCUGAAGAAGAAGCUGUCUCUGCCCUGUGCUCCGUGUCUGCCUCUGCCCUUCUCCACGCCUCUCUGUCUGAUACCGGAGAGAGGAUCAUUAAUGGAGUUGUAUGUCCAAGAGGCUCCCAUCCCUGGCAGGUGGCCCUGUAUGACAACAAUAAGCUCGAAUGUUCAGGUGUGCUGGUCCACCAGAAGUGGGUGCUCACCGUCGCCCACUGCCACCAGAGGUAUGGGACAGGGCAGCCAGUGCCACUCCAUGUCUCUCUCUGGGUCCUUCUUUUUCUCUCUCUCUCUCUCCCUGGUGAGUAUAUUGUGCAAAUGGGUAGUGAUCUUCGGGUUGAUGGGCGUGCCCAGAGGAUCAGGGCCACAGAGUCCUUCAUCCACCCCCGGUAUGACAACCGCACCGAUAACCAUGACAUCAUGCUGGUGAAGCUGAGCCGCCCGGCCAGGCUCUCGCCCACUGUGAGGACAAUCGACCUACCGUCUGGCACCAAAGCCCCUGAGACAAGCUGUACUGUGUCUGGCUGGGGCGUCACCACCGCGGAUGGAGCAGAAACAAAUCCAUCACAGCUCAUGUGCUCGAAUGUCAACCUCGUCUCCUACCAGGACUGCAAGAAGUUUUACCCGACCGUGUUGAAAAAAUACAUGCUCUGUGCGGCUCCCCCCGACGGGCUCUCCUACUGCUGCAAAGGUGACUCCGGGAAUCCGCUGAUUUGUGAAGGUUCCCUGCAAGGCCUGGUGUCCUCCGGCUAUUUCCCUUGUACCCCGCCCUUUGAGCCAGUGAUAUACACCCGCCUAUGCAUGUACCGCAAAUGGGUGUAUAAAACCAUAAAAGCCAAUUCCUAA
Molecule: messenger RNA, 1047 nt
Organism: Myotis davidii
Lineage: Eukaryota; Metazoa; Chordata; Mammalia; Chiroptera; Vespertilionidae
Product: kallikrein-7-like
Exons: 6
Coding region: 151-1047 (298 amino acids)
Biological process (GO): positive regulation of antibacterial peptide production; proteolysis
Molecular function (GO): serine-type endopeptidase activity
Source: RefSeq, a predicted model, not a curated record